Symbiodinium pilosum is the source of this 600-nucleotide messenger RNA. NCBI's taxonomy places the organism in Eukaryota, Dinophyceae, Suessiales, Symbiodiniaceae. The record is from the annotation of a GenBank genome assembly.
AUGGGUCCCGGCCAGAUGGGCCCAGGCCAAAUGGGUGGCCAGAUAGGUGGGCAGAUGGCACCUGGAAGCUUUCCGCCGCCGGUUGUGAACAAUUACGAAGAUGACCCUGAGAACGAACCACCCCUGCUGGAGGAGCUUGGCAUUAACGUCGAGCACAUCAUCCUUAGAAUGCAGGGCGUAGCGUUCUUCAAAAAGCUGGAUGAGGAAGUCCUCAAAGAUGCAGACCUCAGUGGUCCGCUGCUGAUCUGCCUGACCCUGGGCAUGGCGCUCCUGCUAGUGGGCAAGCUGCAGUUUGGGUACGUCUACGGCUUGAUCGCGGGCGGCUCGUUUGGCAUCUGCUGCCUCAUAAAUGUGAUGAGCCAAAAGGAAGGCAUCGACCUCUACAGAACCAUCAGCAUCCUCGGAUACGGGCUCAUACCGAUCGUCUUCCUCGCGCUCUUUGGGAUUGUAGUUUCGUUGAAGUCCACGUUUGGCUCCAUUAUGGCAGCAGUUUGCAUAGCUUGGGCAACUGCUUCAUCUUCGAGAUUUUUCGCGAUUGCGAUACAUAUGCAAGACCAGAGGUGGUUGGUUGCUUAUCCUGUUGGUUUGGCUCUGCUCUGA